This is a messenger RNA of Acaulospora morrowiae, 1350 nucleotides long. The record is from the annotation of a GenBank genome assembly. NCBI's taxonomy places the organism in Eukaryota, Fungi, Glomeromycota, Glomeromycetes, Diversisporales, Acaulosporaceae.
CAGAAGGAUGAAGAAAAACAGAAAUCCAAAGUUAAACUAUCGCCGCCAAAACUACAGCUUGUACCAUAUCGAAGGCCGAUAUCUGCUGCCAACGCUCAACCGCCUAAGAAAGGAAUACUAAAAACCACACCUCAACCUAACACACGACCACUUUGGAAACGUGACUGGCUAUCUACGCUUAACACGCGCAUUCAGAAUGUUACCAACGUUGCCUCAACAUCACCUACUACCACCUCAUUCCUAAUGACUGCGUUUAAGCGCCUUAAUGUCCCUUAUUCACCACAAGAGGAACAGCCACCAAAGCCAUCAUCACCACUACAAAUAGAUACCACGUUACCCGCCGAUCAAAUUUCUCAGCAAUCGUCAAGUUUGGUGAACAGUAGUUUGCUCUCACAAAAAUCGCUGAAGAGAGUUCGAUUUUCGGUGGCCAAACUAACUGAUGAAUAUCCGCACUCACCAAUCCCCUGCGAUAGUGACGACAGUGAUUGGGAAGAUGAGUAUGAUUUUCGUGAGUGGAGUGAGAAUCAAAAACGAAAUGCACCGUCGCAUCCUGAACCGGAAAAGAAGGUUUACUCCGCGAAAGAGAUUGUGCAAUAUUAUUUGGCCGCGUGCAAGUACCGCGAGGAAUUUCCUUUGGAUCGGUUGGUCACCAUUUUUAGAAGAGCAAGUCAACCGGGGGGUUCACUGAAAAUUAUUGACUUGACGGGUGACAUAAUCGAUAGAAGGAUAGCCGAACCGAUGGCAGACGUGUUAACAUUGGAAUGCGGUUUACGGAAACUAAUAUUGGAGAGAUGUGAGAUUGAAGAUGAUACUUUGAAGAUUCUUUGUCACAGCUUACUUGUCAACGAUACUCUUUCCUAUUUGAGUUUAUCUAAUAAUAAAAGGUUAAGGUCAAACGGGUUUCAUUACAUUGCUCUUUACAUAAAAAAGUCGAAAAGCUUGACUUAUCUUGACCUUUCUGGAACGAAUAUCGACAAAAAAUCAGUCACAUUCUUGGCACAAGCUUUAAUUCAAGGAAGUAACAGAUCAGGAUCCAUUCUGGAGACACUUAAGUUGGAUAGUUGUGGUUUGAAAAAUAAUGGGCUUGAAGUUUUGGGACCUGGCGUUCGUCGCUCAAACUUGAAAUAUCUAUCUCUACGAUACAAUCGUAUAAGUCAUGUCGGUGCAGUGUGGAUUGGAGUAAUGCUACGAGAUUAUGAUGAUUUGAAUUUGGAGCAAACCAACUCGAUUCGGUCUGAAUUUGAUGAAUAUGAAGAAGAUAAAGCGGAAAAAUUGCAAGGGAGACAUGGAUUGGAAGUAUUUGAUGCUAGGGGGAAUGAAAUAAAGGUUGAAAUUGGUAUUGUUUUUGAG